Molecule: messenger RNA, 930 nt
Organism: Suillus fuscotomentosus
Lineage: Eukaryota; Fungi; Basidiomycota; Agaricomycetes; Boletales; Suillaceae
Product: ClpP/crotonase-like domain-containing protein
Exons: 8
Coding region: 35-853 (272 amino acids)
Cellular component (GO): mitochondrion
Molecular function (GO): delta(3,5)-delta(2,4)-dienoyl-CoA isomerase activity
Source: RefSeq, a predicted model, not a curated record
GUCAUGCCAAGACCUUCGAGUUCAGAAUUGCAACAUGACCAGCAAAUACAUCAAAAUCUCCAAUCCUACUCCCCAUGUGUUGUUGUUAGAGCUAAACAGACAGCCAGUCAACGCAUUCAAUACAGAGCGAGAGUACGGACGUACAUUCGACGCACUUUCAACGCAUCCAGAUGACAUUCGCGCCGUCGUCCUUUCGUCCGCAUUCCCUAAAGUAUUCUCAGCAGGGAUCGACUUCCAAGGACUCAUAAACCUCGACCCCGCCCGCCGCGCACUCCUCAUCCGCAACGACAUCCUCGACAUCCAACACGCAGUAUCAGCACCCGAGCGGUGCCCGAUCCCCGUAAUAGCAGCAGCGCACGGGCUCGUGAUCGGGCUCGGGAUAGACAUCAUCUCCGCAUGCGACGUCCGAUAUACAGCAUCAGACGCCAAGUUCUCCAUCAAGGCUCUCGAUAUGGGGCUCGCGGCUGACGCUGGGACACUGGCUUAUUUGCAGAAUAUUACGGGGAAUAAAUCGUUGGUGCAUGAGCUUGCGUAUACUGCGCGGAUGUUCUCGAGCGAUGAGGCGGAGAAACUUGGUCUUGUUUCUAGGGUCGUUCAGGGCGGGAGGGAUGCAGUCGUGGCUGCGGCAUUGCAAUUGGCCAGAGAUAUCGCUUCGAAGAGUCCCGUUGCGGUGAGUGGGACAAAGCGCCUUCUUCUGCACGCUAGGGAUCACAGCGUUGCUGAGAAUCUAGAGUACACGGCAACUUGGAAUUCAGCUGCGCUUCAGGCUAUGGACUUGCAGCAGUCAGUCAAGGCGGGAAUGGCGAAAUCAAAGGAGUCCCCGAAGUUCUUGCCAUUAAGGCCCAAGCUCUAGUUAACGUUAUUCAAGUACGCUAUGUUAGCCUUUCCUGAUCUCUUCCGCUAAUGAGAAUGUGAAAUUUACAUUGAGCA